CGCGGUCACACUGCGUCCCAGGUGUCACGGUCGCGGAUAUUUACUUAGUUUUUAUUUAAGUAGCAAAAUACCAUACCGAGCCGAGAGUUUAUGCACCUGAAGCAUCAUUGCAAUUGGAAUAUCGCAAUUUAGUUAAAGUGGCCCACAAAUUCGCGUUGUGGGUUUGUUGUUACAAGUAUCGCGCAUCGAUAAUAGGGAAAAUCGUCUAUUGCAUUUGUAUACAGAGCAGGUGGUGUUGUCUCUCUCAGGCUUGCACGCUCGCUCUUGAUGUGCGAGCGAAACAACAACAAACAAGUUACAAGUUCCAACAAAAUUCCAUCUUCAUUUAAUGCAAAACUGGAGCUAGACUCCAGCAAAGACGACACCAUUCACUCCGCAAACUUGAAUAAAAAACUCGUCAAGAUUAAAAAGUUCAAGCUGGACGAUAUGAAGGAAAUGGUGGGCGGCUGUUGUGUUUGUUCGGACGAGCGGGGGUGGCCGGAGAACCCGCUCGUGUAUUGUGACGGCCAAAACUGUAUGGUUGCCGUGCAUCAGGCAUGCUAUGGCAUUGUGACAGUCCCCACCGGACCCUGGUAUUGUCGCAAAUGUGAAUCCCAAGAGCCCGCCUCCCGCGUCCAUUGCCAUUUAUGCCCCUCAAAGGAUGGGGCGCUCAAGAAAACAGAUCAAAACAAAUGGGCACAUGUCGUGUGUGCUCUGUACAUACCCGAAGUGCGUUUCGGUAAUGUGACCACUAUGGAGCCCAUACUCAUGUCGCAGAUACCAGAGGAACGCUUCCACAAAGCCUGCUACAUUUGCAUGGAGAUUGGAAAGACUGGCCGCUCCACUAAGGGUGCCUGCAUGCAGUGCAACAAAUCCAAUUGCAAGCAACAAUUCCAUGUCACAUGCGCCCAGAGCUUGGGUCUGCUCUGCGAGGAGGCUGGCAACUAUUUAGAUAAUGUCAAGUACUGCGGCUAUUGCCAGCAUCAUUAUAGCAAACUGAAAAAGGGCGGCAACGUCAAAACCAUACCGCCAUACAAACCCAUACAACAUGACACCUCAUCCGAUUCGUGUUCGUCGCCCGAAAAGGAUAUUGACUCCACAAUUAAUGCAGCAGCUACCUCGGCAACGAGCAUUAAGAUAACCAGCAGCAGCACCACCACCACCAGCAAUGCCUUGAAUGCCAGUUCUUUGGGGGCAGUCUCUGGAGGCAGCGGCAGCGGCAGUGGUGUAUCCUCAUCGUCCAAACAGCGCAAGAGCAAUGCAUCGGGCAAGUCAUCGAGCAGCAGCAGCAGUAGCUCCUCAUCAUCCUCCACGGGAGUGGCGAAUCCCUCCUCCAGUACCGCAAGCUCAGGCGGUGCCAGCAAUCUGCCAGUCGGAGGAAGCCUACCACCAUCGAGUAGUAGCACCAGUAAUAUUAGUAAUAGUGCUAACACCAGUCUGCCGGUCGGCACUGGAGCAGCAGCAUCAGCUGCGGGCGGAAGCGUGGCCAGUGGAACCACAAGUGCAAUAAAUCUGCCUUCCUCUGGCAGCGGCUCUGGCUCACAGAAAGCCUCCAACGCCAGUCAGUCGACAACAUCGGCAUCCGCAACCACAAAAUCCUCGGCCAGUAGUUCGAGCAGUAGCAGCAGCUACAAGGAUAAGCAUAGCAAAAGCCUAAGCAAGCAAUCUAAUUCGAGUAAGGAAAAGGAUAGCAGCAAGGACAACGGGAACAAUCCCCCAAGCAGCAGCACAAACAGCGGUUUCUCCAAUUCAAUAGCCACCUCAACAUCUGCCAGCUCCUCCUCGUCUCGGGAGAAGUCCUCAUCGAAAUUAUUGAAAAACAAGGAUACAUCCAUUCAAAUGCCAAGUGCCACAAGCAGCAGUUCGAGUAUCAGCACAACCAACACCAGCAAUACCCAGCUUAGCAGCAGUUCGUCAACUCCAACAGCCGCCAAUGGGUCUGCCGCUGUAUCCAGCUCUGUGACUGCCAUAUUUUCCGCUGCUGCUGCCAGUCACUCGAAUCAUGCCCAGAACCUCAGUACGAACGGAGGAGCAGCAGGCAGCAAUGUGAGCACACAUCUGAAUGCCAGCAGUAGCAGCGGAACGGGAUUCGGUACAGAAAUACGUUCAGGCAGCAGCACUUUGAAUGACCCUUCUUCGGCCUUUGCGGCGAGCAGCAGUGCAGAUACAUUACCAGGCGCUGGUUCGUCUGCAAGUAAUAUGACUGCAGUUCUUGGCCAGGGCCUCAGCGGAGGAGGAGGAGCAGCUGCAGUCUCCUCCACUGUGGCCACGAAUUUGACCACAAACAAGGCAUCAUUAUCGUCUGCAGCAGCAUCAACUUCGUCUUCCUCCAGCAAUCCCACACAAACCACGAGUGUGGCUUCGAAAAAACGUAAAGCCGAUUCGGUUAAGCAGUCAAGCGGCAGUGCAAGUGGCCCCUCCAUAAUCGCCCCAUCGAUCUUGGACGAUAGCAAUAGGUGGGCUUCGAGAACGGCAAAGAAAAGUUCAUUUCGAGAAAUAAGCAAGGAUGCACACGUGACUCUGACGCCACUAACGGAUUUUGAAAAGGAAAUAGAAAAGAGCUCCAAGAGGCAACGAACGGAACUAAGUCCGCCGACCCAUCAAACAUCCGCCACCGCUGAAGUGAAUGCCACACCCGUCCCAAGCGCCACAAUAGCUGCCACUGCGAGCACAGCAGCAACGGCAGCAGUGACAUCGGUUGCGGGUGGAACCACAACGGGCAGCAGCACUUUGACCAGCAAUGCCACAAGCAGCAGUUCAGCAGGAGGAGCAGGAUUGGCUAACUCACCAGCUGUGGGUGGGGGAGCGGCAGGAGUGGGUGCCACUGGCUAUCCAAAGACAGAUUCGAGUAAAGCCAACACCAGCGGAAGCAGCAGCAAGCACGGCAGCAGCAGCAGUAGUAGCAGUGGCGGCAUUAAGGAGAGCAGCAACAGCAAUCCGCCGCCACCUGCGAGUGGAAUUGGCAGCAGCAGCAACAGCAAUGCCCCCAGCCUUUAUGUCUCUGUGCCGCUGUCGACGGCCAAUGUACCUGGAAUCAAUCUGCCAUCAAGCAACAGCAGCAGCAGCACUCCUACGAACCUCAGUGGUGAUUCUCAUGCGAUGGCAACUUCACGAAGCACCCAACAGCAGACUGCAGCGAAUCUGUCGACAAUGAGUGCUGCAGGAGGAGCGUACGCAACAGCAACAAGUGGCGCCUCAACGGUCAUUCAGCAUCAGAGCGGAAAAUCUUCACCUGCUCUGGGUGGCAGCGGCUCCCUAGUCAGCGGUAAUAGCGGUGGCAGCAUUAUCUCCGCCAGCACUGGCAGCGGCACUGGAAAUCUCACGGCCACCACCACAGAGAGUGGCAACCUGAAGAUCAGCUACGAGAAGCAGACAACGCGCGUGCAACAGCUGCAAGAGCAGGAGGCACCGCCAGCCACGUCGCGCAGAAGCAGAACUCCGGAUCUUGCAACAACAUCGGCCGCAACGACAUCAUCACUGCCAAGCACAACAACGCUGACGAGUCAACAGUUGAGCCAGUCAAUGUUGCCCCUUGGGGGUGGCCUCAAGUUCAGCUACGAGAGUCAGACGCAGCAGCCGCACCUGGAUGUGGCCAUGCUGCCGGUGAGCUCCAUCAAGGACUCGCCGCCGAGUUCGCCAGGCUCCGAGAUUGGUGGCACAACGCAGCUGCAUUCGGCAGGAGCAUUGAGUGCCACAGCUGUGUCUGUACCAGCUCCACAGCCUGGAAAUGUACGCAAGCGUGGACGCAAGGCCAAGGAGUCGACGAUUGCUGCAGCAGCAGCGGCGGCCGCCCAAUCAGCAGCAGCGACGGCAGCUGCAGCCGCAGCAGCGGCGUCCACAAACGUACAGCAGCAGCCAGAUCUCAAGGAUGUGCGCAUCCUGCAAAAUGGAGCAGCCAGCAGUAGUUCAUCGAGUGGUCCGAUCAGUACCCCCACGCCGCCGGCCACACCAGCGAGCUCGAUCAUUGCACACACGGCCACCCAUAUGCUGGGAAAUCAUGUGAAUCCUAAUAGCAGUGUGGCCCAGAAGCUCUCGGAGCAGCUGCAUAUGGAAGUGCAGGAUCAUGCCAUCUACACGAGUGACGCAAUGGGCUCGCAAUUCGCGGGAGUGCCGUUCCCUGGGAAACAGCGAAAUAAUACCAAUGCCGCCUCCAUGAAUGCCACACCUGCACCGAAUCCACUGCAGUCGAUGUUUAGCGGAGUCGGAAUGAAUAGCAAUAUGUCGAUACCCCAAAGCUUAGAGCAGCUGCUGGAGCGCCAAUGGGAACAGGGCUCACAGUUUCUCAUGGAGCAGGCGCAGCAUUUUGACAUUGCUUCCCUGUUGAAUUGCUUGCAUCAGCUGCAGAGUGAGAAUCUGCGUUUGGAGGAGCAUGUGACCAGCCUGAUAGCGCGGCGAGAUCAUUUGCUGGCGGUGAAUGCCCGUCUACAAAUCCCACUGAAUCCGAUCGCCAGCAAGGCCGAGGCGCAUGCUGCAACCACAACCACAACUUCUUCUACUUCUACUUCAACUUCAACAACCACAGCAACAACAUCUUCAACAACUUGUACAACUUCUGUCCUUUCCACAUUAGCAGCUUCCAACAUGAGCGCUCUUAAUGCGGCAACAACAAUAGCGGCAGCCGUCUCCCUGGCCACCACGGCCAUCAAUACGACCACACCCACAAUGGUGAACAGCCGCCCCACAGUGGCGCCGGCCAGCUCCAGCGGUGUACUAGACUAUCGGAGCGCGGGCACGGGAACAGCGGGCGGCGUCAACAGCAACAACAACAAUAUCAACAUGAGCAAUAAUCCUGGUGGGGCAGGAGCAACAUCAUCCUCGAAUGUCAGCUCGGGCACAACCACCCCCAUGUCCCUGAGCGGUAUGACAAUGAGCAAUGCAGCCAGCCUGGGACUGAGACCUCAUGUCUCUGCGGCACAUGCGGCAUAUAAUAGCAGCAGCAACAGUGGCAGUGGCAGCAUAAGCAACAGCAACAGCCUGCAUCAGCAUCCCUCCCAGAACCAGCAACAGCAGCAGCAGCAACAUUCACAUCCGUCGCAACAACAAGUCGUACAGCAGCACUUGCAGCAGCAGCAACAGCAGCAGCAACAGUCGUCGUCGUCGCAUCAUGCCAGCGCCGCUGUUGCCGCCGCCCAUAUGCUCGGUGUGGGUGUGGGCGUGGGCAUGGGCAUGGGCGGUGCUGGUGGAGUGGCGGCGGCGGUUGGUGGCAGCAAUAUUGGACGAGGUGGGUCAGCGACAGCUCUAGCUGGUGCAACAUCAACAGCAACAACAACAACAACCACAUUUACAACAACAGUGGGCAUGCCUCUCCGCGUUGGCGGAGUUGGCGUUGGCGGCAUUGGCCUUGGCGUUAACCUUGGCCUGGGCCUGGGCGAUUUAAGUAGCACCACCACCACUUCCACCUCCUCCUAUGCGGCGCAUCACGCGGCGCUCUACAGCACGCAUCAUCAGUCCCAGCUAAGGCGCGACGAUAACCUCGCCAAAACCAGCUGAAAGUCAUACCGUGAGCAAAUGCAACAGAAGCAGAAGCCACAGCCGAAAAAGAAACCGAUACUGGCCAGACGCGGAGGCCGUUGUAGCAACAGCAGCAGCAAUCCUACGCCCUACUACAGCAAGCCGAAGCCAGCGGAGCCUCUUAGCUUUCAGCAACUACGCGAUACAAAUGAUGAUGAUCUCAGCAGCGACAGCAGCAGCUCUUCCACGUUUUCCUCUUCGUCGCCACAGCAGGAAUCUUCGGUGGACUAUGAGGCUGAGGAUGAGAACGAGGACAAACAACGCAGGCCCAAGCAUAAGGAUGAGAAUGAGAGCUUGUUGCAUGUACAGAAUUUUCUAAAAUGCUUUGGACCCAAUGCCUUAUCAGCAGCGACCAUAACAGCAACACCAGCAGCAACCACAGCAGCGCCAGUGGGUCAAACACCAACCAGCAGCCUGCAUGCUGUCAAAUCCCCGAGCACAGAGCUGCGUAGCUGGCGUCAGAACUAUCGCAAUACAAUCCAAAUAGUACCCACAAUAAACACAGCCCCCACAGCAAUAGCAACAGCAACAGCAACUGCAACCAACACACCACAACUUUUACAAUCCCAAACGAAUCACAAGCCUCAAAAAUUUCAAAUAAACACUAAAUUUCUGCGAAAGCCAAGGAAUAAACUAAUGAAAAUGCUGCCAACAACAACAGCAACAUUGGACAAUGGAACAACAACAAACACCAUGAGCACAAAAACAAUUGUUGUUCAGGAUGAGGAAAAACAUGAACAACAAACAAGGGAAAAACUGCAACUGCAACAGCAGCAGCAACCACAGCUAUUUAACGAUGAUUCCAACGCCAAAUUCAAAGACUUUUCAAUUGACUCGCUAUUGAAUAAGUAAAUAGACGAAAAGUGGAGUAAAUAAUGAUGAAAUUAUUACUUAAAGUGUAGCCCCAUUAUUUUUUGUAGAACAAUUCAACGAAAAAAAAGAGCCCAAACCGCGUUCCUAACUUAACCCACUGCCACCACACCAUACACCCUGAAAACCAAGCACACAAAUUUUGUUUUAGCCAAUCGUACCGAUAAAUAAUAUGAACAUACAAUAUAGCAAACAACGUAUUUUAAUGCAUUACAAUUAGGCUGUUUAUUUAUUAUUAUUACAUACAUAUUGUACAACUAGUGGUGCACUUUCAUAUUUAGCGUAAGCAUGUAAAUAUCUACUUAAAUACGAGAUAAUAAAGGAAGAAACACACAUGUGCUAGAAUU
Drosophila subobscura is the source of this 6707-nucleotide messenger RNA. It is a transcript of the gene Alh, whose product is annotated as zinc finger protein zfp-1. Gene Ontology annotation, biological process: regulation of transcription by RNA polymerase II. The transcript has 14 exons. The record is from RefSeq and is a predicted model, not a curated record. The coding region runs from base 268 to 5469 and encodes 1733 amino acids. Gene Ontology annotation, cellular component: nucleus. Lineage: Eukaryota; Metazoa; Arthropoda; Insecta; Diptera; Drosophilidae. Gene Ontology annotation, molecular function: nucleosome binding; histone binding.